AUUUGCCGUUGUAAAGAUGCCGGUGCCCGGCCGACCUUAGAUCUAUUCCACCAAUUUUUAAGGUAGCCCCUCAACAAACACACGGCUAUUUGGCCACGUGUGCCCGAACAGGACAUAUCCUGUUCAAGGGCAAUCCGACUUCAAUCAAGGGGUGGAAAGAUCAGUUCUUCUUUGUGUCUGUCCCGGACGGCCUAGUUCCCCGCAAAUGGAAUGCCUUUCCUCGCAAAUCUCCUGAUCCAGUUCUUACUGAGGAAAUUUACAAGGAUGUGCUUGCUGUGGAGAAAGAUAAAUGUGUGGAUAUCAUGAGUUAUCUGACUCCCAAUCGGCUAAUCGAAGCCGGGAUAGGUACUGCCCGUUCUCUUGGGUUUACUUGUUUUGAGAAAUCAAGUGUCAUGGUCCGGGCGGUCCUUCCCGUGCGAGAAACGUUUUCUUCUUUCUUGUUUCCCACGUGCUAAGGUCCGCUCGGUACUAAUAUUUUCCUUUGUUAUUUUUUAGCUCUCAACCCGGACGUACCUAUGGACAACAGCAGAGUUCUUACAGCUGGUGGGGUUGGCAAACGGAAGAAAGCCAGGAAGAACCCUCAACCUACUCCUUCCAUAACUACCAUUCAGGAUGCUGGAACUUCUCAACCCGUUCCAGAACCACAACCACUGCAACAAGUCCAUCAGGACCAAUUUGAUGCUAUGCUGGUCGACGAACGGUUUGGUUCUGAUCAGAUGCAUCGUUUUCCUGAGCACUUCCAGAUCGCUCAGGAGACUGGUCAGGGUGCGGGUGAUAUGCCCACCAUCCAUCUAUCUGGUCAGGUUGAUCGGAUCUCACUGGCGGAUUCGGUUCAUGAAGUUGUGGGAAAAGGUGGAUGUUCGGCAAGCCAGAUUUGGUCUACCUCUGCUUUCUUCAACAAUUUCACUGUUCCCACGCUGUCGGUCGAGCAAUCUGAGGAAUGCUUGGUCUUAGCAGCCCUGAAGGUUGGGCUUUACAGUCUGCAGCUGAAAGAAACUCGACUGGCUAAAGAGCAGGAUCUGAUC
Cuscuta europaea is the source of this 1025-nucleotide messenger RNA. The record is from the annotation of a GenBank genome assembly. NCBI's taxonomy places the organism in Eukaryota, Viridiplantae, Streptophyta, Magnoliopsida, Solanales, Convolvulaceae.